This is a messenger RNA of Engraulis encrasicolus (European anchovy), 3668 nucleotides long. It is a transcript of the gene ugt8, whose product is annotated as UDP glycosyltransferase 8. Gene Ontology annotation, cellular component: endoplasmic reticulum. Gene Ontology annotation, biological process: galactosylceramide biosynthetic process. The transcript is spliced from 6 exons. NCBI's taxonomy places the organism in Eukaryota, Metazoa, Chordata, Actinopteri, Clupeiformes, Engraulidae. Gene Ontology annotation, molecular function: N-acylsphingosine galactosyltransferase activity. Bases 274 to 1743 code for a protein of 489 amino acids. The record is from RefSeq and is a predicted model, not a curated record.
GUUCUUGUCUAUUGUUUUCUAUCCAAACCGCCGUCGCCUUGAUGAGCUGUGGAACAGGGCGUCUUCGCCACGCCUCCCGGGUGACAACCAGUGUCGCCUUCCAUCGCUGCUCUCCCCCCACCGUAUUUCUGCGUGAAAAUUGGCAGUUUCUGCUAAGUCAUCAUAUUAGGUGGAUUUAUCCAUCGGACACAGAACAGUUUUCUUUUCUUAGGGGGACCGAAGGGUUUUAAUGCGUUUCUAGCACAGACACGUCCAGGGACACAUGAGAAAGCCAUGAAGCCCUUGCCUGCCAUUACGUCGCUGCUGCUGUUGUUUUUCAACUGGUCCUGGGCUGCCAAAAUUGUCGUCGUGCCUCCCAUCAUGUUUGAGAGCCACCUGUACAUUUUUAAGACACUGGCCACUGCCCUGCACGCUGACGGCCAUGACACGGUCUUCCUGGUGUCGGAGGGCCGGGAGGUGCCGGAGUCGGAACACUACAGGCUCCAGCGCUAUCCUGGCAUCUUCAACAGCUCCACGGCUGACGACUUUCUGCAGUCCAAAGUGCGCAACAUUUUCUCCGGCCGUCUGACUGCUCUGGAGCUCUUCGACAUCUUGGACCAUUACUCGCAGAACUGUGACGCAGUCGUGGGCAGCGAGGCUGUGAUGGCGCAGCUCAAACAGGAGAGUUUCGACCUGCUGCUGGUCGACCCCAACGAGAUGUGUGGCUUUGUCAUUGCACACAUCCUGGGUGUGCAGUACGCCGUGUUCAGCACAGGACUGUGGUAUCCAGCAGAAGUGGGCGCCCCUGCACCCCUCAGCUAUGUCCCAGAGUUCAACUCGCUGCUUACAGAUCGCAUGACCUUGCUGCAGCGCGUGGUCAACACGGCUGUCUACCUGGUGUCUCGCUUUGGAGUUCAGUAUCUCGUGCUGCCCAAGUACGACCGCAUCAUGAAGAAACACAACAUAGAGCCAGCUGUCAGCAUGCAUGACCUGGUACAGGGCAGCCGUCUGUGGAUGCUGUGCACAGACAUGGCCCUGGAGUUUCCCAGGCCCACUCUGCCUCACGUGGUCUACGUUGGAGGCAUUCUCACCAAGCCUCCUAAUCCUCUUCCUCAGGAGUUUGAUGACUGGUUGAAGGACACAGAGAAGGAUGGCUUUAUGGUCGUGUCAUUUGGUGCAGGAGUGAAGUAUCUGUCAGAUGACAUCGCUCACAAAUUAGCCGGAGCUUUGGGACGGCUGCAACAGAAAGUCAUCUGGAGGUUUUCCGGAGUACCUCCCAGCAAUUUGGGGAACAAUACAAAACUUGUAGACUGGAUGCCGCAGAAUGAUUUGCUGGAUAACCAGGCAUGCUCAUACUCCAACACAUGGAACUUAGACAAGACGAUGCACCUUGAAAAGUACCGUGAGCGAGCGCGCAUGCUGUCAAACAUUCAUAAGGACCAACCAGGUCACCCCGUCAGCAGAGCGGUCUAUUGGAUCAACUACAUCCUACGUCACCACGGUGCUCCGCACCUGCACUCGUCCGUCUACAACAUCUCCACCUACCAGUACUUCUUACUGGACGUUGUGGUGGUCAUGGCAACAGCCCUGUUGCUGAUUGGCUUCUGCCUUUACCGAAUAGGGAGGGCAAUGAGAGCCAGGUUUGGGAAAGGGGCAGGGGCAGAAGUGUUUGCCAAGGAGAAUGGACAUUGUCAUAAUGGCGUUCCCAAUGGAAAGCUCAAACGCAAUGGACACAUCAAGAGUAAUGACAAGAAGCUGAAGUAAACAAACCCAAACAUAUCAACAUCAUCAAGCAAAUAUCAACAAUGCAGAAUGCAGAGAGUAUGACAUCCAAACUAUAACACAACAACAUCAAAGCAACACAACACAGUAGUGGGGCAGCCAAAGUCUACAUAAGCAACAAAACAGAAACACAAACACACACUCUCUGCUGAAAUUGAAAGAACUCUGAAGGAUAUUUGUGUUUGGUGCGCCCUCCCUCUCUCGUUCUUACAGUUUGCACUCGUUCUUUUGAAUGGUGUGAAUGUUGAUGUGCAGUUCCUCCAAAUGUUCAAUCUAUUCUUGAAAAGAGAGAGUUGAAGAUUUUUAAAAAGUUUUAAUGUUAGAGGAUUAACAUUUGUAACAAAACCAUUGUGCUGUCCAGCAUCAGGUAUCUGUACAUAUUAAAAUGCAAAUGAUUAUUUAUUUCAGUAACUGUAACUAAUACUGAGUAGUAGUUAGUAGUUCUCCAGUAGUUAAAUUGGUUAUAACAGGGCAACAAAAGUUAUUUCAUAAUUUAUUUUGAGAUGUACAAGUGAAAACACUCCCUUAAGGUCAGUAUGAACCUGUGUGCACCCUCAACUUUCACAUUUGACUCCUGCAGUGUAUGUCUUAUGUCCUCGUGUUCUGUAUUUACUCCCUGAAGCCAUUGUUAAAAGUUGACAUGAAGGACAUUUUAGCAGGUCUGUAAUCAUAAAAUGACUGUAUGCUGAGAAUCCCUAGGAUUGAAGAGUUUUGUAUUUAUAAUUUCAUACGACCACUGGUGAUGAACAGUGUAGGGGAAGGAGACAGACGACGAGUGCUUUUGUGAGGGAAGUAGUAAUCUCAUGGGUGAGUGUUUAUAUUUCCAUAACUGAAGAGAUAUGAAGUGUGUUGUGGAUGAUUAGGAUGAAGCUAGACCCAGUUCUCCCCAAUCACUUCCCUUGCUGUGGCCCUAUGGUUCCUUUUUUUGUUUGUUUUCUUCUUUUUUUAUCUGUUUUUUUUCCAUUCCCUUCUAUUCCUCAUUUGUCAAACACACCAUUUCUUUAAUUUCUUUACAUAGUUCUGUUACAGCCUAGUGGUGGAAUUUUGGAUUGUUCUUGAAUGUUUACGUGUUCUUUGCACUGAGCUCAUCUCGGGAAGCAUUUCUGCUCUAUCUGUGUGGUAUUAAUGUUCAACCAUGACUGACUCUACAGCACUGUUCUCAAUCAUCAAACCAGUACAUACACACUCUUGUCAUCUGUGAUGCCGUUUCUCUAUGAGCUUAACCAGUCUGCCUCGCUGCAUUACACAACACUGUGAUACUUGAAUUUAUGCUAAGUUAUCGCUAUCUGCACCUGGCACGGCUAUUAUCAACCAGGUGCUGCACAGCUGCCUGCGAGCAGACAUGCCAAAGCUAUGACUGGGGAAAUGGUAACAACACAUGUAUAUUCAUUCACAUAUAUACACACACUGCAGAACCUGAAUGUUGUGAUGUCAGUAUUAAUCCUGGGGGUUCCAGCUGUGAGUGGUAGUCGAAGGGCACUUCACUGCAAUAUCCACUCCCCCUUGCGUCUCUCUAAUCUUGUUCUCUGGCUGUGUCCAUGUGUAGUCUAGUUGGCGAGGUCAUGUAUUCUGAUGUGAGGGUGAAGGGAGGUCACAUCGCAGUCAGUACCAGUUUGCCCAUAGUUUUAUAUUCUGUCCUUAUCAGCUCUUUCAUUAUAGAUGCUUCAUGAUUCUUCUGUCACUGUUCCCUUAUUGCCCCCGUGUCCACUUCUUUUUUUCUCCCAUGUCAUUCUCUUCCACUUUGUCAGGUUGAUGAGUUUGUAGCUGCUUGUUCCUGCAGUAGGAUUUUUUUUUACAUUGAUAGAAACAUGUUAAGCUGCCUUUCGUGCAUGUCUCAUGUUGUAAUGUAAAUAUAUAACAUGUAAACAAACACAAAUACUAAAGCUCAAUAAACAUUCCACAUUUUA